Orussus abietinus is the source of this 943-nucleotide messenger RNA. RefSeq names its product cytochrome c oxidase assembly factor 7 homolog (gene Coa7). Gene Ontology annotation, cellular component: mitochondrial intermembrane space. Lineage: Eukaryota; Metazoa; Arthropoda; Insecta; Hymenoptera; Orussidae. The record is from RefSeq and is a predicted model, not a curated record. The transcript is spliced from 3 exons. Gene Ontology annotation, molecular function: protein binding. The coding region runs from base 96 to 797 and encodes 233 amino acids.
UCAUAGUGAUCGCAUAUCUUCAAACCUGCCUAGUCCUAGAUUUUGACCGGCUCAACUUCGCUUUUCGCUUGAAGCAGAAAAAGGGAAUUGUUACGAUGUCGUACGAUUUUAAAAAUGAAGACGAUGUGAAAGAGUACUUAAAAAACUUGUACAUGGAAUAUACAUUUGGAUGUUACAGCGAGAAGAACCCGGAAGUGUGUCAUCUUCUGGGGGAUUAUUUAGAAGCUAUCAAAGCGGACCACAAGAAGGCUGAAGAGGUUUACAAGGCUAAUUGUGACGAGUUCGAUUUUGGAUUUAGUUGCACGAAGUAUGGUACCUACCGCUACUUUGGUAGAAACAGCGAAGCGAACAUAAAGGAUGGAUAUAAGUACAUGAUGAAGGGCUGCGAGAACAACAACGUAGAAGGUUGCGAGCAGGCAGGGAUUCUCUCACUAGGAAAUUCACAAAUAGACGACACGGAUCGUUCCGAACAAGUCAAGCGAGGUGUAGCAAUGUUGGAAAAGGGGUGUGGUACUCAAAAAUCAGACAAGUCCUGUUUUAUCUUAGCCAAAGUGUACCUCAAUGGCAUGAAGGACUACGUGGAGAAGAAUUACUCGAAAGCGUACAAAUUUUUUAUGAUAUCGUGUGACAUGGGAAACCCAAUCGCUUGCAUCAACGUUGCGGAAAUGCUCAGGCGUGGUGAUGGUGUUCCCAAAGACGACACUCUCGCAGAUGCCUAUAAGAGGCGAGCGAAGAUUUUAAAUGAUGAAGUUAGAAAAAUACAGAAACAGUUGAAGUUCCAUGAAGGCAUUAAUUAAAAUACAUAGAAAUUCCACCAUGUAUUAUAGCAAUUGUGUAUAAACUAUUAUUACUAAUUGAUAAGAAGCGACAAGAGUGACUGAUAAAUAUAGUACUAAUUUUCUCAUUACUCUUAUCCGAUUAAAUUAAUCUCUUUCAAGUAAAA